Trypanosoma grayi is the source of this 2346-nucleotide messenger RNA. RefSeq names its product enoyl-CoA hydratase/Enoyl-CoA isomerase/3-hydroxyacyl-CoA dehydrogenase. Gene Ontology annotation, molecular function: NAD+ binding; (3S)-3-hydroxyacyl-CoA dehydrogenase (NAD+) activity. The record is from RefSeq and is a predicted model, not a curated record. Gene Ontology annotation, cellular component: peroxisome. Gene Ontology annotation, biological process: fatty acid beta-oxidation. Bases 1 to 2346 code for a protein of 781 amino acids. NCBI's taxonomy places the organism in Eukaryota, Euglenozoa, Kinetoplastea, Trypanosomatida, Trypanosomatidae. The transcript has a single exon.
AUGCAACGCGUGCAGACCAUCGCAUCACAGUUGGGGCACCGGCGCUACUGCCACCUUGAGCGCACUGGUGACGUGGCAGUUCUUAUCCUCCACCACGAGCAGCUCAACGCCCUCACAACGAGCAUGCGUGCAGCCGUGCAGCAUUACUUCCGCGAGGCGGAGGCCGAUUCCGCGGUGCGCUGCAUCAUCAUCACAGGUGCAGGUGGUGCCUUCUCCUGCGGCGUCGACCUCGCAGACUUUAAGGCGUCGGCGCUUGAGACGAAUUACGACGGCGGCACCAUCCCUAGCCUCGCUACGCUGACAAACAUGAUUGAGAGCAGCGCGAAGGUUGUCGUGGCGGCAACGCACGGUAUUGUCUUCUCCGGUGGGCUGGAGCUGGCGCUCGCUGCGCACUACCGCGUCGCCACCCCGGCAGCGAUCUUCUCAUUCCCUGAGGUGCAAUUGGGCAUUGUGCCGUGCGGUGGCGGUACGCAACGGCUGCCGCGCCUCAUUGGCGUCCGCGCGGCUGUGGACAUGAUCGCCACAUCCAAGAAAGUGAGCGCGAGAGAGGCACUCGGGCUGGGGCUCGUCGACCACGUCACAGAAGGCGUUGAAAACGAUACCGGAGGUGACAGGAGCAGCAGCCAUAGCAGCAGCGGCAAGGGUGCCGUGGCGGAGGCAGUUCGUCUUGCUUCCAGCUGGAAAAAACCACGACGUGUGUCACACAGCAAUGCAAAGCUCGGCAGUUUUCUUAUCAACAGGGCGGUGCUGCGCUGGGCGGAGCGGGAGAUACGAAAGAAGGCCCCGAAAGACAUCCGAGCGCCCCUGCUGUGCCUCAGUGCCGUCCGCGCCGCCGCAACCAUGUCAUCGUUUGCAGAUGGCCUUAAGGCUGAAAUGACGUUCUUUAUGGAGGCGCUGGAGUCACCUGAGGCGCACGCCAUGCAGCAUCUACUGCGCUCGUCGUACUCCGUGAUGGGUAGAGGCCUCACGUCGCUGCCGUCUGUGGCAGGGGUUGGCUUGUCGAUCCGCCGCCUCGGCGUUGUUGGCUGUGGGACCGUUGGCAUGGGCGUCACACUUCUCGCCCUGCGGAGUUGGCUUCCCGUGACGGUUGUGGAGUUGAACGAGCGAAAGUGCCAGGAGGCCCUCCGUGUUGUGCAGCACGAACUAGAUCUCGAUGUAGCGAAUGGCCGGCUCUCGCCAGAACACCGCAAACGGUGCCUGGGGCUGGUUUCUGUUGUUGCCUACGACUGCGAUCUCCUUGCCGCACUGCGUGAUGUCGACCUGGUAGUGGAAUGCGUCCAUGAGGCCCUUGAUCUUAAGAAGCAGGUCUUUUCUCGGUUGAGUGCAGUGUGCCCGCCACACUGCAUUAUCGCGACGAGUGCCUCCUCGCUGAGCAUCGGGGAACUAGCAAAGACGACACGAAGACCGGAGAAGGUGAUUGGCAUGCACUUUAUUCCCCCCUCCGAUGUCACACCCUUGCUGGAGAUUGUGCAGGGGCAGGACACCGAUCGGGUCACCGUGCUGCAGGCGAUUGCUGUCGGCCGGCUAUUUCGAAAAGCUGUAAUUGUUUCUAAUGACACCGGUGUGUGCUUGACGACGCGACUACUCUCCACCGCGCUGUACCAGGCGUUUGCAAUGCUGGAGGAAGGUACGUUCCCCGUCGAGGUGGACCGUGCGUUGCGCCGCUUUGGCUUCCGUCUCGGUGUGUUUGCGAUAGAGGACCUCGCUGGGUUGGACUUCACCGCGAAGAUCCGUGCCGCACAGCAGCAGCAUGGCCGUUCAUCGUUACCUGCUUCCGACGUGUUCACCAUUCCACAGCUGCUUGUGCAGGAGGGGCGCCUUGGGCAGAAGACGGGGCGUGGGUGGUACAGCUACGAGCGUGGUGGCCUGCGCAGCACUCUUGUUGCGGCGCUGCGUGGCACGAAGCGAGAAGAAGCGGUGGCGGCGUCGUGGGGCGUGUGGCGCAAAGGCGGCGCCUCGCUGCGGCGCACAUCGUACCCCGAUCGCGCCGUUGAGCUGCUGAUCCUCGACGUGUGCAGGAGGAAGGAGAUUAUGCGCCGCGACAUAAGUGAGAAGGAGAUUGUGGAGCGCAUUAUUUUCGCCGCCAUCAACGAGGCGGCAAAGUUACUGCAGGAGGGCGCCGUUUCCAGUUCCGCGGCGGUGGACGUAGCGAUGGCGUUCGGCUACGGCUUCCCUGCCUGGAAGGGCGGCCUCUGCUACUACGCCGACAAGUUCGGCCUCGCGAACGUGGUGCGUCGCAUGCGCAUCUACAAUCGUUCCUUUGGCAGCGCCGUGUUUCCCCCACCGUGCGAUGCGCUGCUGGAGAUGGCGACGUCGCAACAGACCUUCCGCUCGAUGUGGCCGUAA